AAAAAAUAUAUAAUUUUUAUUUUAAAAAAUGUUUUUAAAAAAUAUUUGCUCAAUAAAAAAAUUUAUUAAUUAACAUAGAAUAAAGAAGCAAUGUAAAUCAAUCCAGAUAUUUGUGCUGAUUAUUUGUGUAUGAUUUAUUAAUUAUCUUUACAAACGUUUCAACUUCAAUAUUUGUCAAUUAUUUACGUGAAGUUUAGCUCCAAGUGACCCAUAAAUAUAAAAUAAGACACUUAACUUUUGCGCCUAGUUAUAUAUUAUUUAUCAGCAUAUGUUUCAGACUUUUAUUUUCUUCAUUGUUUAGGGAUCAUAUUCACUUACCUUUAUCGAUGAGAAGAAAUCAACCAAAUAAAACUGUAAUUUUGUUCUGAGCAUUUCAUGCCAUACAAAGGCUGAACAAUGUCUGUAAAACUAUAUAAGGUUACAAGUCCCACAUUACAAAUUUAUCUGUAUAAAUAUUCACAUUUUCUUACGCAAAAAAGUAACACACAUAUUUUUAACCACAAAGAUAAUUGAUGAUUAAAAACAUAAAAAUCGAAUAGCUGUUUCGCUGACAUUCAAGUGCGACAACGCAAAGCAUCCGUCACUAUCGCGUUACCAUAAGAUACUGUCAUAGUCAAUAUCGCGCGCAUGGGCAGUCGGAGGUGUCGGAAGGUUCUCGUGAUGGCACACCCCCGUAUGCAGAAUGCGCAUGUUUCACGCUACUUGGUCAAAAGGGAGGGAUGAUAUAAGAGGAAAGUAUUAAAUAUCAAGGGAAAAAUAUGCUACAACUAUCGAUAGUUACAAAAUACAUUCGAAAUAAACUUUAUAAACUGAGGAUAUAUAUGGAGAGAUAACAGGGACGCAUCCAAUGAUUUCUAAAAAUAUAAAAGAACUGGAAGAUCUGAAAGACUACGUUAAAGAUAAGCUUACAAUAAAAUCAAUUUCAAAAAGCUUAAAAAAGUAAUUAACAAUUUUAAACAUACAGUAAUAAAAGAGAAUAAUUCUGUCACUUAUUGAUUAAAUUUAUAUUUAUUAAUCUAUUUGUUGCAAUAAUAAAUCAAUUUACGUCGUAUAACAUUUAUCGAUGCGGCCCUACUGUCUAUUGUAGCAUGUUAGAUGUUUUAGUCUAUUUUUUUACUUUACUGAAGCUAUAGCAUCUGAAAAUUAAAGUUGUCACAAUAAUGUUAAUCGACGUUUGUAACAUUGAUGGUUCUUUACACUCUGUAGUACGAUCACAAAUUUGUCAACCCAUUGCGGAAAGAAUUGCCAUUUGUAGGAGUUGAAAACAUACUUCUCAACCGGACAUUGCAAGAUUAUUAGUUUCGACAUGGGCAUCAUUGAGCCUAACAAAAGUGUUCACCAUGCAAGUGUUUACAUUAAUUAUGAUUUUGAAUGGGCAACUCGAUUGAAUCGUUUCAUGCUAAACAUGAUUGGAAUUUGGCCAAGUGUUCACAAAAAUAAAUAUGAUAAAUUCUUAUCAAACUUACACGUGACAUUCAUCAUUAUCGUUCUCGUUUUUAUUGGUGCAAUUCCUGGAAUACAUUCAUUGGUGAGAACUUGGGGUAAUCUAAUGUUAAUGAUAGACAACCUACAAUUUACUCUACCAUUAACAAUGACAAUAAUAAAACUCAUUGAUCUAUGGUGGAAAAAAACAGAUCUUUUAACGGCUAUAAAUAUGAUUGCUGAGGACUGGGUAAAAAUUAAAACUGAUAAAGAACGAUGCAUUAUGAUAAAACAAGCACAAAAUGCCCGAAUACUCACAAUGUUCGGUUAUGCCUUUAUGUUUGGAGGAUGCAGUUUAAUUUUGAUUUUACCUUGCUUUGGAAAGUCUGUGAGAUAUAUAACGAAUAUCACUGAUCCAGUUAAAAUCUUACCUUUACAAACUUAUUAUAUUUAUAACAAAGAUCGAAGUCCAUAUUUCGAGUUCACAUUCGCUGCACAAGCUCUUGUGGUAUUAAUGUGUGUUCCAUCCUACAGCGGUGUGGAUAACUUGUUCGGAUUACUGAUGUUUCAUUUGUGCGGGCAAUUGGAGAUACUUAAAGAAAAACUGAUUAAUAUGAAACAAUUUAAAAGCUACAAAAGUGUGGCCCUCAUCGUAAAGGAGCACAUACGACUAAUCAAAUGUUUUUGUAUUAUCGAAAAUACAUAUACUUUACUAUUACUCGGACAACUAAUUUACUUCGGUACAUUGUUCUCUUUGUAUGGAUUUUUAAUUCUUGUCAUACUUGCAGAAGGAAAUAAAUUGUCACUAUUACGUUUUAUGUAUCUUAUAUCUAUUGUGAUAAAUGUUGGUGGACACAUGUGUCUUUUUUGCGCAGUGGGUGAAUUUUUGGUAGUAAAAUGCGAAACUUUAUACCAUGCAACUUACGAGAACGAAUGGUAUAAGUUGGAGCCAAAAAAAGCAAAGAUUUUACUUAUAAUAAUGAUUCGAACUAUCAAACCUCUUCAUAUUACGGCUGGAAAAAUAUUUCCUAUGACAAUGUCAACGUUUUGUAAAAUAAUAAAAACAUCUGCCGGGUAUGUUUCGAUUUUAUUGGCAAUGCAAACUUAAAAAAAUCAACUUUUAAAUUUAUAUUGAACCACAAAAAAGAGAUGUAAGAAGAAUAUCUUUAUCCUUGUGUAUGUGUAUUUAAUAUAAUAUUUAAUAUAAUAUUGUUGCGUCUGUUGGUCGAUCGGCUGUUUUGGCCGAUCAAUAUAUUGAUUUUUGAGAAGAGCGUUAUCAGUGUCGUGAGCUUGACAACGCAAAUCGCAGAUAAACAAUGAGUUAGCUCGGUCUUGCGCUGGGGCUGACGUUUUUGUAAAACGCUUAUAUUUAUAAUAAAUAAAGUCUUUUGAAUUACUUUAAGUAUAAUGUAUAUUUCUUAUUACGCCCGCGACCAAGCGCAACAAUAUUAUGUAAGGUACCUGUACCAAUAUGCCCCCCUAAGCUUUAGAAAUUUUUCUAAUCUUUUAUGAAUAAGAAAUUGAAAAAUAAGGGUCAGAUUUAAAAUAGAAAACAUUUCUAAAAUUAAAAAAAUAUGUAUGAAAUAUUUUCAAUUAUAUAUAUAAGUAUAAUAAAGAUUAUAAAAAAAGAUAGCACUUAGGCCAUGUUGUUUACGUAUAUACCCAAUGUGACCCAACUAUGUAUUUUUUCUUUGUCGUAAAUAUUUUUGAAAAAAUACGAAAUAACAAUCAAUAUUUAAUUAAGCAUUUAUUAACAUACUUAUGAAAAAAAUUACACAUACAGCUAUUCAUUAAAUAAUGAAACUGUGUUUAUUUACUACAAAAAGCGUUAUCUUAACUUUUACCUGUCAAAAAGCUUCAAUUAAUUAAACAAAAACUACAAACAAAAACAAGAAAUACAAAUUAAAAGUUAAACAUUAAAUAAAGAAACAGAAUUUUAACUUUCUUGUAUAUUAAUAAGAUAUAUUGUGUUUUUAGUAGAGUCCCUGUCCAUAAUGGUUUUACAAUACAAAGAGUUUUUUUUAUUUAAUUAUAAACAAGAUGUUUUAAUAAAAAUCUAAAAUAAAUACAGGAUUGAAAAGCAUAAAUAAAGAGCUAUGAUAAUAUGAAUUGUGGAUAUUUAUAAUUGUUACAUGAUUGUAACACAAAGCAAAAACUUACCUCUAAAAUUUUAGAUUCAGAAGAACACAAUUUGAAUAAAUUGUGAUCACAAACCAUAGAAAAAAAAUAUUGAACAAUUAACUAUCAUAAAUACAUCAUAUCGACUUCUUAAACGAUGUAUUAGCGUUAUUUAUGAAAUUCAUUGUGUAACUAUUGGAAAAUGGGAGGUGAGCCAAAUUGGGUACAUAACUAUAUUGGAUAUAGGUACCUUAUAUUGGGCAUAUAUAUAUAUAUGCCCAAUAUAAGGUACCUAUAUCCAAUACAUAUAUACACACACACGUAUAAGAGGGUCAACGUUGUGCUGAACUUCAUGCACGAUACUCAUCAUCAAUGCAUAAAAAGUACUAAUGCCUAUCAGGAAUGGAAAGUACAACGCCGGAAAAUACACAUAUUUAACUCGAAAUGUAAAAAAAAGGUAUGAUAUGAAAGGAGAAUAUUAAAAUUUUAAAACCUCUAAACGCGAAAACUUUUAUUACCAUGACUCUUGCGUGACAGUUGUCAUUUUGUAUGUAUCACGCAUUACCUCGUAAACAUCAGACGUAUAAAGACAUCAGGGACGGCGUAUUUUAAUUCACAGAACAAAAAAAAUAAAAGACUUUCAGAAAACUGUAUUUUAGACGAGAUUACAUAUAUUUGCUAUAAAUAUUUCUUAAUAAUUACAUUUAUAAAGAAAGUAAUAGUUAAAAAAGCUACAAUAUUGUUAUAUUCAAAAGAUAUCUUUUUGUUAUUAAGUAAUACAAUAAGAUUUACUUUUAUUUACGAUGCACUAUAUUUGUCGUACAAACACUUUAAUUCCCGUUGAUGAAUUUAUAUCCGUUCAAUCACCUUCUGAGGAAAUUAACAUUCGAAUAAUAACUAUCUAAAUGUAGAUAAGGUUUAUAGCUGCGGCCCUGUCACAGAUCGCUUCAAUGCAGUUGCGCGUUUCAUUCCCUUUCCGUUUUAAUUUUUAUGUGAGAUCGUUACACCUGACGAUUACAGCAAUCAUGCAUGUCGGCACUUGUAAUAUUUAUGAUUCUCUGUAUGUUAUAAAACGUCCACAGAAUUUACAUAUCUUAAAAAAGCGAAAUAACUAGCAGUAUCAACCAAGAUUCUAUGGGAUAUACUUUGCAUAAAGAAAAGUUUAAAACGUUAGCUCUUAGGUGACUUCAUACUUCCGAAUAUGUAUACCACCGAGUUAAUGAGAUACGCAGGUGCUAAUUAUGACUUUUGUUACAUUGAAUUAUAAAAUAUAUAAAACUCGUAGGAUAAAAACAUGUUGAAAGUAUUUCAAAUUGCCUGUAUAAGAUUAAAUAUAAAAUUCGUCUGUUUAGAUAGAUUUUGAAUGGGCAACGAAGCUGAAUCGUCUUACGCUAAAUAUAGUUGGCAUAUGGCCAAAUAUUGAUGAAGAUGCCUCUGACAGAUUUUUAUCAAACUUACGCGCAAUGUUUACACUGCUCCUAUUCGUUUUCGUUGGUAUGAUUCCCACUGUACAUUCAUUGAUAAGAACUUGGGGAGAUAAUAUGAUGACAACAAUAGACAACUUGCAAUUCACUUUACCAUUGAUAACAACAACAUUGAAACUGGUGAUCAUAUGGUGGAAGAAACCCGGUAAUGUCCUUCGGUAAAGUUCAAGCAAGUUAAUUAGUCACGUUAAUCCCAAAAA
Messenger RNA from Monomorium pharaonis (pharaoh ant), 5224 nucleotides. Its product is annotated as odorant receptor 43a. The record is from RefSeq and is a predicted model, not a curated record. NCBI's taxonomy places the organism in Eukaryota, Metazoa, Arthropoda, Insecta, Hymenoptera, Formicidae. Gene Ontology annotation, cellular component: plasma membrane. Gene Ontology annotation, biological process: sensory perception of smell; detection of chemical stimulus involved in sensory perception of smell. Bases 1307 to 2530 code for a protein of 407 amino acids. The transcript is spliced from 7 exons. Gene Ontology annotation, molecular function: odorant binding; olfactory receptor activity.